AUGUCCCCCAAAAAACCACCCCCAAAAUCACUCCCCCCUACCUCCCCCCUCCCCCCCUGCGAAUUCACCACCCCCUGCACAACCGCCACAGCCAGCACCUCCCAAACCACCACAACCAAAUCCCCACGCGCCUCCCCCGCCGACCUCCCCCGCAAAGUCAUCUCCCACAUCCUCGGCCGCAACAAGACGGUCACGCGCCUCCUCCCCACACACGUCUGGGUGCACUACUGCCGCAAACACUACCAGCGGGCGCGGUACCGGGCGCGCGUGUGGCCGUUCACGCAGUGCGAGAUCCUGCUGGAUUCGCUGGCGCGCAUGGAGGCGUGGGGCGGGGUGCGCGCGUUCGAGGUCGUUUUGAGGAGGAGGGAGAGGGAGAGGUUGGAUUCUGGGUCUUCGACUUCGUCCUUCUCUGGUGGUGGUGGGGGUUUAUCUGCUGUUGAAGAGGAGGAGGAGGUGGAGGAGGAGGAGGAGGAGGGGUCUGGCGAUGGCGAUACCGAUACCGAUGCCGAUGGGGACGAAUCUUCCUCUGUGCUCAGUCUUAGUUCUGAAUUGGGUGAUGAGGACGACGAGGACGAAGAGUACAACGACGCCGGGAAGGAGGAAAGGAAGAAAAAGAGGAAGAGGGGAGGGAGGAGGAGAAAGAAGCCGCGGAUCCAGGCCUGUCCUGUGCCUGCGUGGUUGCGUGCGUGCACGGGCCAGGGCAAGUCCUUUGCUGAGAUUCGGCACCUUGUGGCGCGUAUCCGGGUGGAUUUGGAGUGGCGGCGUGAAAAGGGCGAGGGGCCGGUGCUGUUUCCGGAUAUUGAGAUCUUACCGAUGUUUCGGGAGUGGGUGUUGGAGGAGGCGGCGGCGGCGGCGGUGGGGGGGAAGGUGUCGGAGAGGAAGACGAGGAAGAAUGCGAAGACGAAGAAGGCAAAUCCAAAGGUCAAGUCGAACGCAAAGGGGAAGGGGGGUGUGAAGACAAGGUCGAGGGUGAGUGCUCGGGGUGCGGUGCGCAAGACCCGAUGGUGA
Molecule: messenger RNA, 1008 nt
Organism: Aspergillus clavatus NRRL 1
Lineage: Eukaryota; Fungi; Ascomycota; Eurotiomycetes; Eurotiales; Aspergillaceae
Product: putative pathogenicity factor
Exons: 1
Coding region: 1-1008 (335 amino acids)
Source: RefSeq, a predicted model, not a curated record